Messenger RNA from Cheilinus undulatus (humphead wrasse), 1713 nucleotides. RefSeq names its product proton channel OTOP3-like. Gene Ontology annotation, molecular function: proton channel activity. Gene Ontology annotation, biological process: proton transmembrane transport. Gene Ontology annotation, cellular component: membrane. The record is from RefSeq and is a predicted model, not a curated record. Lineage: Eukaryota; Metazoa; Chordata; Actinopteri; Labriformes; Labridae. The coding region runs from base 1 to 1713 and encodes 570 amino acids. The transcript is spliced from 7 exons.
AUGGAUCCAGAUCCCGGUGUCACAGAGCUGGAUUUGCCUGCUGAAGAUCCGGAUCGUCAGAUCGAGGAGCAUGGCUCUGAGUCGAUGCUGCUUUUGGUUCCCACCGGGAGGCGUCUGAUCUCUGGCCUGCUGGGUCUAAACGUGGUGCUGCUGGGAGCUGCUCUGGUGGUCGGGCAUGUUUUAAACCCUGCAGGAUUGAACAACCAGGAGUCGCGGGUGUUCAUGCUGCUGCUGAUGGGGGUUAGCAUGCUCUGGAUGCUGUGGUACCUGCUGUGGGCUCGGAGACAGCCAGGCUUCUCCCCACACAAGGACCACCACGCUGGAGGAGGCCCUGUCACCUUUGUCGUCCAUGUUUUUGCUGUCUUCAGUCUGCUGUUGUACAUCUGCAAGAUCGGAUAUUUCAUCAGCACGAGGGAAUGUAAACCUGCUGCUAAAGUGCUCUCUCCUUUUAUCGAGGCUCCUUUUCUCGCUCUGCAGACAUAUUUACUGUGGCGUCACUCAAAAGACUGCAUGCAUACACACAAGAUAAUGACCAGGAUCGGUCUGAUGUUGAUUCUCUCGGCCGACCUGCUGCUGUGGCUGAACGCAGUGACAGAGGAAACCAUUCAUGAAGAGAUCGAGGCAGAAGAAGAAGGCAGUCUUCUUUUCCAAAGCAAAAACUCAUCAGAGGCAGACACCUCUGAUUUAGAAGGAGCUGCAAAUUCAACCUUUUGCCACUGCAGAGGGACUGCAGCCUGCCUCGCCUUCAGGAAAGCCAUUGAAGUCCUUCAUCCCUUCCACAUGGAGUACUAUUUGAUGGCAGGCUGCAUGAUCUACGUGAUGUGGAAGAACGUGGGCCGCAGGAUGAAUCCAGAUCACCACCACGUCGCUCAUAAGCUGACUCUUCAGGUUGUCUGUGAAAGCAGGAUCUUCUACGGCCUCAUAUUUGGAGGCCUGGUCCUCCUAGUGGGCGUCACCAUCUUCAUUCUUUACCAGAUCUUCGUGGAUCUGCCCCACCUACGCCUCACUGCCUUCCUCCUGUUUUAUGGCUACCACUUAGCCAUUAUGCCCCUCAUGUGUCUGUGCUGCCUGGCUGGGAUGCUGGUUCACUGGCUGGAGAGAAGGGCGAGCGAAGGAGAGCACAACCCGACUCGCAGCCUGGAUGUGAUGCUCCUGCUGGCAGCAGCUCUCGGUCAGCUUAUCCUGUCUUACUUCUCUCUGGUGGCAGCCAGCGCUGUAGGGACUGAAGGGCUUUUGGGGGGCCUGGACUUGUCCUACUCUCUCCUCAGCUUGCUGCAGCUCGUCCUGCAGAACAUCUUCAUCAUUAAAGGACUUCACAGACACCCGAGUCGCUUCAACAAGAAGAAAGAGAAGCAGUGGAGCAGCAAAUUCAAGCUCAAGAAAAAGAAGGCUGUUGAUCCGACACAAGAGGAGAGAAAGACAGAAAUGUCACUGCCGGAGGGGAAGACAUCAGACACUGCUAAAGAGCAUGAUGGGAAAAAGCCCUGGAUGAAAACAGCGAUUAAAGAAAUCUGCGUUUUCCUCAUCUUCUCUAACAUCAUGCUGUGGAUCAUCCCGGCGUUCGGAGUCCACCCUCAGUUCGAGAAUGGGAUCGGGAAGCGUUUUUUUGGCUUUAGUGCCUGGUUUGUUCUGGUGAAUCUGGGUCAGCCACUCAGUGUUUUCUACAGGAUGCACUCAGUAGGCGCUCUGAUGGAGCUGUUCCUCAGUGCAUGA